Molecule: messenger RNA, 340 nt
Organism: Staurois parvus
Lineage: Eukaryota; Metazoa; Chordata; Amphibia; Anura; Ranidae
Source: the annotation of a GenBank genome assembly
AAUUCUGCAAGUGGUUCUAAUUUACUAUCGCUGUUCUCUAGCUGGUCUAAAACCGCUUUUGACCUAAAGGGACGCUUUUUGGACGCCAUGGACGUUUCUCAGUUUCCAGGCAGAAAGAACAGUAAAAAUGCAGGCAGGGCACAGGACAAAGCACUCGGGACAAAAUGUAUGUGAAAUGGUUUGAUACAGUAAUUGAAUUUAAUGAAUGUCACUUUUUGUCAUUUUCAAUUUUCCCGCCAGUUCUGUCCCCGUACGACUCAACGUCACAGGGAACGGAACCCAGAUGACAGAUGCCGGCACCCGCCGGAGGACAUUACAGGGGACACUGCAGGAGGGACAU